Molecule: messenger RNA, 642 nt
Organism: Penicillium canariense
Lineage: Eukaryota; Fungi; Ascomycota; Eurotiomycetes; Eurotiales; Aspergillaceae
Product: cytochrome P450
Exons: 1
Coding region: 1-642 (213 amino acids)
Molecular function (GO): monooxygenase activity; iron ion binding; oxidoreductase activity, acting on paired donors, with incorporation or reduction of molecular oxygen
Source: RefSeq, a predicted model, not a curated record
AUGUCCCUCCAGGAGAUGGAGGUCAACGCGGCGCUCAUCAUCCCGGCUGGCAGUGAUACUAUUGCCACAGUCCUUUCAGGCACCCUUUACUUUCUCCUUAAGAACCCUGCUACGCUCGCUCGUUUGCGCAUGGAACUCGACGCCGCCUGUCCACAGGAGUCAGACAUCACCAUGGACCGACUCGCUGGGUUGCCUUAUCUGCGCGCCGUUAUCAACGAGGCCUUACGCAUGUACCCGCCACUGCCCUCAGACCUGCGUCGUGAGGUACCCCCAGAAGGUGCGGUCGUUUGCGGUCACUUCAUUCCCGGCGGGACGAUCAUGACCGUCUAUGCCCUGGCCGCGUACGAUAACCAAGUCAAUUUUGCUCAGCCCCGCGUUUUCACCCCGGAGCGCUGGUUGACGACCGACGAGCGGCCCGACUGGACGCGCCAGGACCAUUUGGAGGGUUGCCAACCGUUCUCGAUAGGGCCACGCAAUUGUAUUGGGAUGAACCUAGCCUAUGCAGAGACAAAGCUCGUCCUGGCUCGGCUGUUAUACCGCUUCAACAUGGAGCUGGCGGAUGAUGCAUUCGACAUCAGCAAGCAACGUGUGUACAUCAUGUGGCAAAAGCCACCGCUAAGAGUAUAUUUGAGUCGGAGGUAG